AUGUCGACAUCAACCAAUGCCACUAACUUGAGUGAGGAAGAAAAGCGAAGAAUCCUUAGGGAGAGAAGACAGGCCAAGAUGGCCAAAGGAAAGGCAAGUGACAGGUUGAACAAUAUUUUAACUCAAGGAGCCUCAGUGAAAACUUCUACAGUGACUUCAGUUUUGGACAAGCCAGAGCCAGCUGCUGCUACUGCAUUACCUACUGCCCUAACACAUGAUGAUGAUGAUCCAGAUAUCCAAGAUAUCUCCACUAUAACUGCUAGCGAUCCUCCUUUGGGGGAGAAGGAUCCUCAAGUUGAAAUGAAUGAAAUGUUCAAAUCCAUUUUCCAGCAACAACAACAAUCAUCUCAAGAUGAUGCCAACCCAAUGGCAGAGAUUUUCAAAAUGCUUGGUGAUCCUAAUUCCGUUGAUGAUCAGAACAUUCAGUCUCCCAAUUCAGCACAAUCUCAGUAUGAACAACAAUUGAAUCAGUAUCACAUGUACCAAAAACAAGUAUGGAAGUUUCGCUUUUCAGUUGUGAGAUUCUUGACAAUAGUUACAUUUUUCUUCUACCACUAUUGUUCUAUACCUUCUUUUACGUCAUCAAAUCAUGCCUACGUCAGAGAUUUGACUGAAGUUUAUCCUUUGAGUGGAUUUGCUCAGGGGUUCUUCACAUUGGAGGUAGCCAUCAUUGCUAGUUACUACUUUAUUCUUACGAAAAAUGGCUUGUUUCAUGCCGCACGCCAAAACAACCUUGUAAUGAAAGGAGUGCAAAUAGUGUCGAUGUUUGCACCACAAGUGCAACAAUUUGCACCUAUUCUUCUGAGAGUUCUCGAAUACAAGGAGUUGUUGGGAAUUUUCCUAGUUGAUCUCUCCAUAGUGGUGGUACUAUUCGGUUUAUUGAGUUUUAGGGAUUGA
Lodderomyces parapsilosis is the source of this 897-nucleotide messenger RNA. RefSeq names its product GET complex subunit. Lineage: Eukaryota; Fungi; Ascomycota; Pichiomycetes; Serinales; Debaryomycetaceae. The transcript has a single exon. Gene Ontology annotation, biological process: retrograde vesicle-mediated transport, Golgi to endoplasmic reticulum; protein insertion into ER membrane. The record is from RefSeq and is a predicted model, not a curated record. Bases 1 to 897 code for a protein of 298 amino acids. Gene Ontology annotation, cellular component: GET complex.